Molecule: messenger RNA, 1151 nt
Organism: Phytophthora infestans T30-4
Lineage: Eukaryota; Oomycota; Peronosporomycetes; Peronosporales; Peronosporaceae
Exons: 2
Coding region: 24-1151 (375 amino acids)
Source: RefSeq, a predicted model, not a curated record
CUGCUCACCACUCAGUGUGUAGCAUGGGCGUUAAGCAGAAGAAGCAGAAGGGCGCGCGCUCGUCAAACGCCGGCAAGGCACAGGCCUUCGCGCAGACAUGCAUGAACAGUAUGCAGUUCAACAAGGACAAGAAACACCAGAACCGACGUCGUAUGCGUGUAGUGCAGCUGCAACGCUCGGUGGAUCGAAAACUGCAGGAGCUGCGCGCAUUCCCCAAGAACCCUGCACCGCCAAAGCCAGCGCGCAAGGGACCCAAACCUCCAUCCGAAUGGAAGCUUAAGGGAGCGGCAAGACCAGCUGCGCUGCUGGCCAAGAUUGCAGCAGGAGAACUGGACGAAUGCGGCAACGAGUUCCCUAAGCCAGUGGAGACCUUCGAUUUGUACGAGAUGAUGUUCAAAGAGGGCAAAAUGGCGGAGCACAAUGAUACCAAGGAAUACAUCAGUCUGUUGAAGCAGCUUGCAGCGGCCUGCUGCGAGGCCGGGAUGCCUGACCGUGGCAUUAAGAACUAUGAGCUGUGCAUGAGCUUGGACAAGGCAGAUUAUUUCCACUCGCGCGAGGGUCUGGCGUGUGCGUUGGUUGAUGAAGGUCGUGGCGCUGAAGCACGCGCCUUGAUCGAGGAACACAAGGACGAGGACUCGGCCGUGCUGGCCUACUGCCAAGUGGUCAUUGAGUACGUGUCGUGGGAGGUGCUGGAAGAGGAGGGAUCUUCGGAAGAAGUCGUUCAAAAGGCAUUCCGCAAGGCGUUUGCACUGAAUCCGUUCUUGGCCGUUGUCAUCGCGUACCAUGAGGCUUUCUUCCAGGUGAUGGAGUACGUGGAGGAGAUCACGGAUCCGAAGCGUGGCUCCAUCGAAGAAGCGUUUGUCUACAUCUCGCAGAAUAUUGGCGUGUGGGUGGAUACUGUGGGCGCUCAUCAGUGGAUAGAGAAAGAACUGAACGAGCUUUCUGAGCCUGCAGCAACGAAGGAGGACGUGUCAGAAGAAAUGUACCUCGGUAUGUACGAAACAGCCAUUGAAAUGCACAAGGAAAUGCUCGCAGAAGCCGAGGCCGAAGCAGCGGCUGUAGCUGAAGCUGACGGUAGCGAUGCCGAGGGAGACGAUGGAUACGAAUUUGGCGAUUUCGAGCCUGAUGAUAUCGACGGUGGUGACAACUAG